AUCAGGGGUGCAAAGCUUUAGCAAAUAUCCAGCUGCUUCACAUCAAAAACAUCUUUAAUAAAAAUAUUCAUAACUAUGACACUCAUUCAAUAUAUCAUUGUUCGAAGCGAUCUUAUAAAAGUUAUGAAAUGGAGUAUUGGAGCAGUCAUUACUCAAGCUUGUCAUGCAGUGGCAGCUAUUAAUGAAAUUACAAAAACCGACGAAGCAACUAAACAAUAUUUGUCUCCAGAAAACUUAAAUAAAAUGCAUAAAUGUGUUCUUAGCAUAUCUGAUCAGAUCUCCUUAGAGAAUCUUAGCAAGGCUCUUGAUGAAAAUGGAAUCAUACAUAAAUUGUGUAGAAAGCAAAAUGAUAUUGGAAAUCCAAGUAUGCUGAAUAAACUCAAUGUUUCGUUGCGAUUUCUUGUCGGAUCACCUUCUUUGCUGUUUAUAGCUGGAGCUUCGUUUUUAUCGUGUAUAAUAAUUUCAAUAUUCAUCAAUGGACUAUUAGGAUUUUUUAUUUUCAGUGGAACUAUUCUAGGAUUAUUUUACACAAUACAAGAUAAUUUCUUGUUUUAUCCUGACAUAGGCCGUCAUCGAAUAUGUGUACCAUCUCCUCAAAUAUAUGGUCUUCCAUUUGAAGUUGUUUACAUUAAAACUCGAGAUAAAUUAUCCCUCCAUUCAUAUUUCAUUCGUCAUCCCGAACCCAAAGCCGAAUCAAUACCUACAUUCGUUUAUUUCCAUGGAAAUGCUGGAAAUAUCGGUGGUCGGUUACAAAAUUGUAACGGGAUCUUCCAUAAUCUUCAAUGCAAUAUUUUAAUUGUGGAGUAUCGUGGUUAUGGCCUUUCGAAUGGAACUCCUAGUGAAAAAGGACUCUAUAUCGAUGCACGUGCUGCUGUUGACUAUUUAUUCACCAGACAUGAUCUGGACCAUUCACAAAUUAUUCUCUUUGGUAGAAGCUUAGGUGGUGCCAUUGUGAUAGACGUUGCUGCUGAUCCUAAUUAUGGGAAUAAAAUAAUGUGUUCAAUUGUUGAAAAUACUUUCACGUCAAUUCCUAACAUGGCACAUCAUUUAAUUAGGCAAACCAAAUGCAUCCCUCGCUUCUGCCAUAAAAAUAAAUUUGAUUCUAUUAAAAAGAUUCAAAAGAUAUCUAGUCCGAUCCUUUUUAUAUCAGGCUUAAGUGACUCCCUUGUGCCGUCAUCAAUGAUGACUGAUCUAUAUAACCGUUGUAAGAGUUCUCAUAAACAAUUAUUUCAACUUUCUGGUGGUCAUAUGGAUACUUGGAAUAGUACCGGAUACUACCAAGGUAUUGCACAAUUUCUGAUGAAAUGUGAAGUUCAAAAAACAACUCCAAAGCAAGUAUCACCACCCACACAGCUCUCUCUAUGGCCGGUUAUUGAAGAAGUUUGAACUGAAUGAUAAGAAGAGUUAAAACAAUGACUAAAAUAAGAGUAAGGUUUUCAUGUUGAAAUUUUUAUUAAAUAUUUGAUCAGCACAGCAAAUAACAGCAUAAUAAAUAACAAUUUUAACGAACUAAAUAAA
Molecule: messenger RNA, 1518 nt
Organism: Clunio marinus
Lineage: Eukaryota; Metazoa; Arthropoda; Insecta; Diptera; Chironomidae
Source: the annotation of a GenBank genome assembly